This is a messenger RNA of Plectropomus leopardus (leopard coralgrouper), 3552 nucleotides long. RefSeq names its product nicotinamide phosphoribosyltransferase 1 (gene nampt1). The record is from RefSeq and is a predicted model, not a curated record. Gene Ontology annotation, biological process: NAD+ biosynthetic process. Lineage: Eukaryota; Metazoa; Chordata; Actinopteri; Perciformes; Serranidae. Gene Ontology annotation, molecular function: nicotinamide phosphoribosyltransferase activity.
UCAGCUCGUCCUUCCCCCUACCCAGCUCCACUAUCAGGCUGGAGCCCCCGGCAGCACGGCACGCAACACACUGACAGCUGCGACCGACUCACAACCGAGGGGGGAAAGAUGGAGCACAGAGACGACGACUUCAACAUAUUGUUAGCGACCGACUCAUACAAGGUAACACAUUACAAACAGUACCCUCCCAACACGAGUAAAGUGUACUCCUACUUCGAGUGCCGUGAGAAGAGGACAGAUCCCACCAAAAACAGAAAAGUCAAAUAUGACAAAACCGUCUUCUACGGCCUACAGUACAUCCUCAACAAAUACCUAAAAGGAAAGGUAGUGACCCCGGAGAAGAUCCAGGAGGCAAAGGAGGUUUACAGAGAACACUUCCAGGAUGAUGUUUUCAAUGAGAAGGGCUGGACUUAUAUUUUGGAGAAAUACAAUGGACACCUUCCUAUUGAAAUCAAGGCGGUGCCAGAGGGGAGCGUCAUUCCUCGAGGCAACGUUCUGUUCACUGUGGAGAGCACAGACCCUGAAUGCUACUGGCUCACCAACUGGGUGGAGACCAUCCUGGUUCAGAUCUGGUACCCCAUCACUGUGGCGACCAACUCCAGAGAGCAGAAGAAGAUCCUCGCCAAGUACCUCCUUGAGACUUCUGGGAACUUGGACGGACUAGCGUACAAACUACAUGACUUCGGCUACAGGGGCGUCUCCUCACAAGAGACUGCGGGCAUUGGGGCCUCCGCCCAUCUGGUCAACUUCAAGGGCACAGACACGGUUGCCGGCAUCGGAGUCAUUAAGAAGUACUACGGCACCAAGGACCCCGUGCCAGGCUUCUCAGUGCCUGCCGCAGAGCACAGUACCAUCACAGCGUGGGGGAAAGACCAUGAAAAAGACGCCUUUGAGCACAUCAUCAAGCAGUUUCCCAGCGUGCCCGUUUCCAUCGUCAGCGACAGCUACGAUAUCUAUAACGCCUGCGAGAAGAUCUGGGGAGAGGACCUUCGGUCGCUGAUCGAGGCCCGUAGUGCGGAUGCUCCGCUGGUUGUCCGACCAGACUCAGGAAACCCGCUCGAUACAGUUUUGAAGGUUUUGGAGAUCCUGGGUAAGAAGUUUCAUCCAGUGGAGAACUCCAAAGGUUUUAAGGUUCUCCCUCCGUACAUCAGAGUCAUCCAGGGAGACGGAGUUGAUAUCAACACACUGCAAGAGAUAGUGGAGGGUAUGAAGCAACACAGGUGGUCCAUUGAGAAUAUCGCCUUCGGGUCUGGAGGGGCACUGCUGCAGAAACUGACCAGAGAUCUGCUCAACUGCUCCUUUAAAUGCAGCUAUGUGGUCACUAACGGACUGGGGGUGAAUGUGUUCAAGGACCCAGUGGCGGACCCUAACAAAAGGUCGAAGAAAGGUCGCCUGUCUCUGCACCGGACGCAGAGUGGCGACUUUGUCACCCUGGAAGAGGGCAAGGGCGACCUGGAGGAGUAUGGCGUGGACCUGCUGCACACAGUCUUUAAGAACGGGAAGAUUGUGAAGACGUACACAUUUGACGAAGUCAGAGACAAUGCUAAGCUCACAGAGAGUGAGCUUGAAGUGAGCUACUAAACCCCCACCCUUCACCCUAACCCCAAAACAAACCCCCUCAGCCCUUCACCUUUUGGCCUCCGACGCCACCCCGGAAAACGGAGGUGGCGUGCACUGCUAAUAGAUCCCACUCCCAAAGCUUGAGAACCCCCUGAAACGUUCCUAAAAACCCGAGACGCCCUUAAAAUUCACCGUUCUUCCCCCUCAGUUCCAAAACGCUGUUGUUGGUUUUCCAACAGAGUGGAGGGGGAAUUUGGAAACUCACACACCACUGAUAAAUGGCAAACAAGUGGGAGCAAGGGAAAAAGAGAAAGAGAAGAAAGUGUGCGAGAGGUAAAGUGAGCGACAGGAAGUUGCGAUUAUGAUGAUAAACCGUGCAUUCACUCCCAUGUGCCACCGCCCCCAAAUAGCACCUCGGCAUGUUGCACUGAUAGGCUAGACAUAUUGCAAUGUCAGAAUGUGAUUGGCUGCUGUUAGGCAGUGUGUCAGCGGACUUUUUCCAUGCCGACACAAAUAAGACGAUUGUGAAUGAGCUCCUGGCGGCUGCAUACGGAGUGAAUCCAUGGCGAGUCAAAGUGAGAAAGAUGAUGAGAGACAGAAAUAUGAAGCCACACCCACACCAAUGACCGCGCCCCGUGUAUUGUGUACAGAAUUGUUUAGAAAAAAAAUUACAUGUCUGAUUCUACUUAGCUUUGUCUUUUAUGUGAAGGAAGAAAUGCGAUGAUCAUUGUAUAUAACGGUGCACCGAUAACAUUGACUGACAGCUUAUAUGUUGCUUCUCCACUUUAAUUAUGGCCGAUAUUAUAUUAUGUAUUAUUAUAUUAUUUCCGCAGUUUACUCGCUGUUAAUCAGAAGUGAUGGUCCAAAUUAUAAAGGGCCGACAUCUAUCAAGUACUAUCUGAUUAUUUUGUACUCUUACUCUGCCAAAAAAAAUGUUAUGGGUGCAUCUCUGCAGGUAUAUAAAUGAUCAUCGACUUGCCAUUAUGUUGGUCACAGAGCAUUCACGUCAUGAAGGUCCAAUUGUACCACAAAUUCUAUUCAUGGAGGGAGGAUUUAGCCACUUCAAAGUGAUGUUUUUAAUGUUUUGUGAAUUUCAGAUUUAAGUGUAUUAGAGUGCACACUGUAAAAUCUGACAAGUUGAUUUUACUUAUUUUAAACAAAAAAAACCCCUAAGAAACCCAUUGUCUUGAAAAAUGUAGGUAAAUAUAGUUUUGAUUGAUGUUUACAUCAAUUUUUUAAGUUUACUUAAAAUUUAGUUAAAUGUACUUAAUUUUCUGAUGUUGUUGCAACUUAAAAAUUACAAGUUUAAUUUAGCGACUUCAGUAAACCAGGUAAACUGCACUAUAUGUUUGUAUUCUGCCAGCUGCAUUGUAGUCAGUCAUAUUUGUAUUAUCUUAAACAUGUCGAGAAAACAGAAAUUGCACAUCUCCUACCUUCGUCAUCGGCAAAAGCCUCUUUGUCAUGAUCAUGUUAAGUCAGACUAACUUGGUUUACUGAUGUUGCUAACACUUAAGAAGAACAAGGUAAUCUCACUUGUCCUUUUUUAGUUGCAACAAGUAAAUGCUGCUAAAUUUUGAGUAAACUUAACCCAAGCUAUAAAGUAAACACGAUUUAAGAUUAAUAGCUAUAUUUACAUUUCCAAGGCACUCAGUUUCCAAAAUUACAUGAAGUAAGAUAAACUUGUCAGGUUUUACAGAGUAUGUGUGGCGGUAGCUGACGACAGAAGGUCAUCGAUGAUAGCAAACUUUAGUUUUUGUUUUGAAGUUUUUCUUUUGAAUGCCUCUUUUAUGUGUCCCUUUGUAUCAGUCUGUGUCCCAUCUCUGAAUUCGGAGGCUUUGCGGGUCUGUGACCGCAUUCAGGCAGAGCUCUACAUGAGUUCUUUUUUUCCUCAGCAGCAGUUUGUGACUCGCAGGGUGGAUAAUUGAUCUAUUGAUCCGUUCAGAGAUGAUCAGAUCAGGUUGAUGGAUGAGAGGAUCAGCUGCUGCAAGUGAA